AAGCCAACGUUCUUGAAGCUCCACUUGAAGGGUGAAGAGACUGAAGUUUCCCGCGAAGACGAAGAGCGACUUCUCCAAGACGUCGUUGAUGAGUGUGCCUAUCAAGGCGUUCUCAUCACUCGUGCCAAGUAUGUUGUUGAGCAAGAGAGACACUGCCCUAAGCCUAGUAUCAAAAUCUACGCUACUACUGGUCUUACAAAGAAAGAGACCGAAAAGGCAGCUUCUGUUGUCAAGGCUGCCAUUAUCAAGGUAUUUGGCAAGUGGAGACGUGCCUAGGAACCUUGCCUGCAAAACCGGCGGCCCCAAACAUUUCCGGAUUGAUACAAUUUGCGUUUAAUUUUGUUGCUAGCUUUAAUAAUAUAUAAUUUUCGUUUCCAUCAUUGGGUGAGCUGUUAUCGAGUAUUUUUUGAAGGAUGGUUUGCAAUAGCUUAUACGAACUUUAGCAGUAUCAAGGUGUAUGGCGUGUUCGAUAGAAGCACCAAUGUCGGGCAAUGAGUGGCAAGCGGGGGCAAAACGGAUCAAGCUCGAGUUUGUCGACGUCAUCAAAAUUUUCAAUAAGCCAAAAAAUAACUACAGGCAGAGCGGUCGGUUACUAGCACCAAGUACAGUCAACAUGCGUUUUACAAAGUCUCUUUUUCAAGCUGUUACCAAGUCCACCACAGGCCUCGCUGGUAUUCCAGUUCACCCAAACCCUCGCCCACAUUUGAUCAGCACAUACAACGCCACGUUGACUGCAGCUUCACGUCUCCCUGCCACCGCCGUCUAUCGUCAAGCCGUUGAAUCUGUCACGCAACAUCGCUUGUCCGUCGUCAACGCUACCGAAAACGUCAAUGAAAUAGAAGAGCAGUUGAACGCUGGUCAGAUUGAAGAAGUCAUCUUGCAGGCUGAAGAUGAGUUGAAGUUGCUCGCCAAAAUGGAGGAGUGGAAGCCUUGGGAGAACCUUGAAGUUCCCACCCCAAAGGGUCAGUGGGAUUAUAACGGAACCAAGGAGUAGAGCCCAUACAUGUAGUAAUUAGAGCCUGUUGAAUACCGCCAUAACAACCCACCUAAAAAGAAAAAAUUACAAAUCUUUCAUUACAACCAAAGACUCU
This is a messenger RNA of Umbelopsis ramanniana AG, 1091 nucleotides long. RefSeq lists its product as uncharacterized. Gene Ontology annotation, biological process: respiratory electron transport chain. The record is from RefSeq and is a predicted model, not a curated record. The coding region runs from base 458 to 994 and encodes 178 amino acids. The transcript has 2 exons. NCBI's taxonomy places the organism in Eukaryota, Fungi, Mucoromycota, Umbelopsidomycetes, Umbelopsidales, Umbelopsidaceae.